Molecule: messenger RNA, 2365 nt
Organism: Drosophila subobscura
Lineage: Eukaryota; Metazoa; Arthropoda; Insecta; Diptera; Drosophilidae
Product: CD81 antigen
Exons: 5
Coding region: 379-1185 (268 amino acids)
Cellular component (GO): membrane
Source: RefSeq, a predicted model, not a curated record
GGUCACACUGUUACAGCCACAAAAAAACACGGCCCGUACAGCAUAAAACAAUUUUUAAAUAAUUCGGUUGCAACGGUUAAAUGCACAAUUAGUUUCGAGGAUAAAAGUGUUCUUCCGUUGAAAAAACUCAAAAAAUAGAGCCGGGCAAUCGAGUGUUUCAAAUAUUGUGCAAAUACCCAGAUAGGAAAAAAAAGAAAAGUGCAUUAAGGCUGCUGCUGGCGCGGACGUUGUUGCAGGCCCAGAGUCAAUUCCAAUUUUCUUUCGACCAUAUCAGGUUGUUGCAGAAGGAAGCCAACGCAACGAACGGUGGUGGGGCGACAGAAACCAGUUAAAUCUAACGAAUUUCAAGCUAGGAAAGAGCUUUAACUAAUCGACACAAUGGGUCUCAAAGGCUGUUGUUCGUGCGUCAAAUAUCUGAUGGUCCUUAUAAACAUUUUAUUUUGGCUCAUUGGACUGAGCAUUGUGAUCACAUCCGUUUGGAUGCUGACGGAUCCCACAUUUAUGCUGUCGAUGACACAAUCCUAUAAUCAUUACCAUAUAGCGCUCUACGUUUUCCUUGGUAUUGGCAUAUUGAUCACUCUGGGCGCGUUCUUUGGCUGCUGGGGCGUUUGUCGAGAGUCGCAGUGUCUGCUGGUAUCGUUCUUCUGUGUGAUACUCAUUGUGAUGGUGGCACAAAUCGCAGCUGGUGCCUGGGCCUUCCACAACAGAGACAAGCUGGACGAUAUUGUGCGGGCGGCGGUAAAAUCUUCGGUGCAGGAGGAGUACGGCCAAUCUACCAUGAGUUCCCGCACGGUUACCUUUGAUACACUUCAGAAGAAUUUGAAGUGCUGCGGUGCAGAUGGACCUGGGGACUGGGCCACGAGUCGAUUUAAUAAUGUGGAUCGCACAAAUAUUGUGGAAAUUGCCGUGUCUUCCAUGAAUGUAUUUUACAACAUACCUGAGUCCUGCUGCAAGGAGGACCUCAAGGACAACGAGUGCGAACUGUCGCGUCGCUUGAAAUUUGGUGGCCCCUUGAACACGGCCAUCUACCAGCAGGGCUGCGUUGAUAAAAUGAUUGAGAUCAUUUACGAGAAUUGGGUCAGCAUUUUUGCCAUCACUAUUGCUGUCAUACUGUUGGAGCUGCUGUCGCUGACCUUUGCCUUGAGCCUGUGCUGUGCGGUGAGGAAUCAGCACUACAAGGCCUGAGAAUUACAGAACUCCCAUAGGGAAAUCACAGACGAUGAGAAGUACUAACAAACCAAAUAGAAACGGAUGCAUAGCAAGCAUUAAUGAGAGAGACAGAGGACAAGCGAAUGGGAAAAAAGUGUGCAUUUAGCAGAAACUAGAAGAUGCCCGGAGCUUCCCUGGUCAAUAUUUAAAAAACAACACAAUUUUGUAGUACUUUUAACAGAAAAGAGCGUGCAGCUAAUAGAGCAAAUUGAAUUUUCAUUUGAGGAGAGACAGAGAGGAGUGUGAGUUUGGAGUUUGUGAAACAGCGUUUUUGAAGCACAAACCAUUCAAGUCACACAAGAUACUCUUUAUAGCACACUUUUCUAACCAAAUAUUUAUACAACAAGAAAACAAACACAGAUCCACAGAGAGUAUACUUUGUCUACUUAUUCGAACCACAUAAAGCAACAGGCUCCGUAAUUUUUAGCAUAGUGAGAAAGUUUUCAAAUUCAUAGAUACAUAUAAAAUAAAUACAUUGCAUACAUACUAUAUAUUAAAAAUAUAGAAGAAAACGUAAGCACAAAGUAUAAUGUUAAUUGCCAAAAACAAAAACAUAUAAACAAAAUGAAAAGCCAUCAAAUUUCGUUCAAAAUUUGUUGUCUCCCAUAAGACUUUCGAUUACCAAUCAAGUUGAUUUGUGGCCAUUUUUUAUAUUAUGCCAUUAUGCUAAAGCAAAGCCAAAUUAAAUAAGUAUAUAUGUACAGCUAUUUACAUAUGUACAUACAUGCAUACGUAGAUCUAUACAUGCAAACAUGCAUGCAUGACGACAGCAUUCCACAAGAAUGAGAAUGAUUGACAGAUUUUUGUUCUGGUUAAAGACGCGUUGCCAUCCAAAGACCCAGCCCAAAAUAUAUAUUCAAAUCAUUUUUUGAUCUUGUGCAAAAUGUUGUUAGAAAAACAUGAACACCCAAAUUCGACUCGUUGCUUUACGAAAUUAAAUGCCAAAUAUUUUAUGCAUUUACAACAUUUUUUUUUAAGCAAAAAGCUGAAUGUUGAAAAAUAUUAUUUAAAAGUUGGUCAAUCUGUUCUAACCCAUAACUCAGACACACACCUUCUCGAAACGAAUUUUGUCGAGUCCAUCUUACCUGCAUCAAAAUGAAUAUUACUAUUAUUAAACAAUCAUUGUGCAAGUGCAACUAUUUAUAGUAUAUAUGAG